Molecule: messenger RNA, 1137 nt
Organism: Psilocybe cubensis
Lineage: Eukaryota; Fungi; Basidiomycota; Agaricomycetes; Agaricales; Agrocybaceae
Exons: 4
Coding region: 1-1137 (378 amino acids)
Source: RefSeq, a predicted model, not a curated record
AUGCCACCAACCUACGGUCCUUUCAGUCGUAGCCCGGCAAUGAUCAAAACAAUGCAAAUCGCCCAUUACCUCUGUGUCCGAUUUGCUAGAGGAAUAGGCAAUUCCACUCAGGUUGACUCUGAUGAUUGGACUCUCACCGAGACCCAAGAAUUCAAUCAGUUAGCAGAUGUGCUUGCUCGGGCGUUCAAGAAUAAAAAAAUGCUGUCAUGGAAGGCCGAUGAUUACAAGGACUGGUUGGAAGUGAACGGAAAAGGCGCCAGAGGGACUAAUGCUGAAUUUGAGCGCCGAGUUGCAGAGGAAUUUCCUCCGCUGGUUCCAGGGGUCAUUGUGUUUGAGACCGAGCCAUUUAUCCUCUGCGACAUCAAAGGAAAUAUUCUGAUGUGGUAUCUUCCCGGAGCUUUGAAAAAUCGGCGUCAGCUAAAAAUGUGGAAAGAGCUGAAAAUUCUUCAAGGAUCCUUUUCCAUCGACGAGUAUUCCUCUAGCUGGAGGAAAAACACCAGCAACUAUAUGAAGCGAGAAGACUGCAAGACCUUAGCUCCUGGGACUGUUAGUAUGGCACCAGCAUGGUUUCAGCAAGGACACGCGAAAAGUAAUCCAUUGGAAGUCUCGGCCGAGCUUCGUAAAGCUCGAGGACUUCGUUGGAUUGAAAACUUCUCAGAUAGCGCUGCCCUUAUUGGAGCUGCGCUUUCAAUUAUGCAUACCUGGCAGUGGCAACUCGCAAUCCAGGCCAUGGAUAAUUUGUAUCGAGAUCCCGACCUAGUCGCCAAAAACGAAACUCUUCCCCGUGUCCUCAAUGCUUGGACUUCACCUCUCACUGGUAUUUCUGUGAUAAAUAACCGCCUCGAGACUCCAACCCAUCGAGACCGUGGAAGUGCAUACGAGUGGUUCGACAUCUUGUCCUCGAUAGGAAAGUAUCAAAACGGAUACAUGAGAUUGCCAGGAGCUGGGGUGGAGGUUGCUUACGGUCCGGGAACUUUGGUGGGUAUAGCCGGGAAGAUAUUAACUCAUAAUGCUUCGUCUGUUGGUGAACGAGCAUGCAUUGCACAGUACAUGAAAGAUAACGUAGUCACAGCUCUUGUAACUUCCAAUCACCGUCGCUGGGCUAAUGCAUCUUACAUAGGGCGUAUGGAGAUGUAG